Messenger RNA from Lobosporangium transversale, 1347 nucleotides. Its product is annotated as Rho GTPase activation protein. Gene Ontology annotation, biological process: small GTPase-mediated signal transduction. Gene Ontology annotation, molecular function: GTPase activator activity. The transcript has 6 exons. Bases 138 to 1304 code for a protein of 388 amino acids. Gene Ontology annotation, cellular component: cytoplasm. NCBI's taxonomy places the organism in Eukaryota, Fungi, Mortierellomycota, Mortierellomycetes, Mortierellales, Mortierellaceae. The record is from RefSeq and is a predicted model, not a curated record.
UUUUUUUUUCUCUUCUUCUCUUCUUCUCGUUUUGUCAUACAUUCAUUCUCCUUCAUUACUUUUUCUUCCAUUUUCUCUUCUUUUUCUUCUUUUUCAUAUUCGCCCUCCCUCAGUUCCAUCAUUUCACCUGUUCAGCCAUGACAUCUAGCGACAAUAUCAUUUACCGUGCAGGUGUCGAUUAUGAAAGUAGACCGAUGGUAGUGAUUUGUGCCUGCAACCUACCGGACCCAGCCGUUGUAGAUUACGAUACCAUCCUCAGAAUUGUCCUUGCACAAUUGGAGCAAUUUGUAGAGAAUGACUACACAGUGGUCAUGUUUUCAGGUGGAGCAUUGUAUCGUCCUGGAUGGAAGUGGCUCUUUACAGCAUACCGGAGCUUGAACCGCAAUCACAAGAAGAACCUGAAAGCCCUGUACAUUGUCCAUCCUUCAACCUGGCCAAGACUCAUUCUUGGAACCAUGAAUUCUAUUAUCAGCCCUAAAUUCGGAGCCAAAGUCCAUUAUAUCGAUACCCUUUCUCAGCUGGCAACAGUCGUACCUCUCAAUCAGAUCAACAUUCCUGCUGCAGUAUACAAACACAACCUUAAAUUUGAAGAUACAAUUACUCUUCCAGAGGAUCAACAGGAUCAUGCUAAUAGAGUCUUUGGAGCACCCCUGGAUCGACUCAUGGGACCCAAUGGAGAAUUAGGCCUUCCACCUUUUAUCCGGGACUGCAUCCAAAACCUCAUAGAGAAUGGACUCUAUGUUGAGGGACUUUUCCGUCGUAGUCCUAGUUCAGCCAUGUUGAAACAAGUACGCGCUGCAUACGAUCGUGGCAAUCCUGUGGAUCUUUCAGAAUACGACAUUCACAUCUCGGCUGUGUUACUCAAGUUGUUCCUGAGAGAACUACCAGAGCCAUUGUUCCCCAUGUCAGUGUUUGAAAGGAUGAAGCGCAAGAAGGAUGAGGAACACAAUAGAAGCAACAAGACUAAUGAGGAUGACAGUGGAGAAAAAUCAAUCACGGUGAUCGAAUUUAUCAAGACAGAAAUCAUUAGUCAAUUGUCACAGAACAGUUUAAUAUUGGCAAUGGAGGUCUUUAAGCUACUGAGGAUGGUAGCAGACAGACAUGAGUCCAACAAGAUGACACCUUUCAAUUUGGCAGUAGUGAUGACACCCAACAUUGUGCGGCACCAAGAUGUUAUGCAAGAGAUUGAAAUGUCUGCUGUUAGCGGACAGGACAAGGAUUCGUUGCUCUUGAACGGAUCGGCACUCCUGACACUUGGAACGGUGGUGAGGAUCAUGAUUGAGAACUAUGAAGCAAUCUUUUAGAACUCUCGUUUCUUUUCAUUAUGUAACAUAUUAAAGCACCCCC